AUGAAACGCGUUCUUCUUGGACUUUGUGGAAUCUACCUUUUUGUUGCUUCGGCGUGUGGCCUUUCCCGGAAAUCAGCAGACCUGCGCCUCCCAGCUGGCGUUGCUGCUGAACGGCGCGCGCACUUUGCUGCUGCUGCGCCCCUCAGAGAAGCCUCAAAAGAAAAUACGAGACUCUACACAAUUAUACAAAAUGAAAAAGGAGAUAAUUGGGACAAUAGGCGCUCUUUAGGUGCAGCUUUCCCGGCAAAGGGGGCUCGGGGCCCCCCCAGGCGCCGUGCUGCAGCGGGAGCCCUGCGGCAGCAGCAUCUGAAGCUGCAAGAUUUCAGCACCGAAGAUGUGGAAAACAAAAAAGACAUUUUUCUCCAAUUAAAGGGAGAAAACGAGCCCGCUAGCUCUGCUGCUGCUGCUGCUGCUGCUGCGGGAGAGCCGCCAGCCAACGGCCAGCAGACAGCAGCAGCAGAGAAGCCCAAGGCUGCAGACAACUCUGCAGCGCCUGCUGCAGAAGGCCCUGCUGCUAAUGCUGCAGCCUCUGCUGGAGCAGCCGAUGCAGCCUCUCCCCCAACUCGUGCUGUUGCAAAUGACGCAACAGCUGCAACAAAAUCUGCUGCAGCAGAGACGGCUCCACCCGUUCCGGAAGGUGCUGCUCCAUCACCCGAAGCUGCUGCUCCACCAGCUCCUGCAGGAGGUGCUCCUGCAGCAGAUGCUCCUGCAGCAGCUCCUGCAGCAGACACUGCUGCAGCAGCUCCUCCAGCAGAUGCUGCUGCAGCAGCUCCUGCAGCAGAUACUGCUGCAGCAGAUGCUGCUGCAGCUCCUACAGCAGAGUCUGCUGCAGCUCCUACAGCAAAGACUGCAGCAGCUUCCACAUCCGAGGCGGCUGCUGCUCCUACAGCAGAGGCCGCUGCAGCUCCCUCAGAAGACACUGCUGCAGCUUCCGCAUCAGAGGCUGCUGCAGCAAAAGCUGCCAUAGCUGCAGCAGCAGAGAGCGCGCCGCCUGCUCCUGUAGAUCUUCCUGCGGAUUUUAAGUGGCAGCUUCCGCCUCGGUCCCGGAAGAAGUCCAAAGAUGUGUUCAAGUCGUUUGCACUUGACCUGCAGGAGAAGCUGGCGCUGCACGACUCUGGAAAGUCCUAUUUCAAGAAGCAGCGGCACUUCGUGGGCCCCACUGCUGCUGCUGAAGGGCUCAGCAGCAAAAUGUGCAGCAGAGUGCUGGUGCGGGUGGUGCAGCAGCCGUCGCCGGGCUCGCUGUUCUUCUCUUCUGUCAUGGCGCGGCUGGGCUCGGCUUUCCGGAAACUUCGAGCUGCAGGCCGCAUUGUGAAGCUGAAGUUGAAUAAACUUUUUGUUUCCAAAGGGAAAAAAAAGUCCAGCAGCAAAGCAGUGCAGUGGAUCAAGAAGAUGGCCAGCAAGGCCUGGGCGCGAAUGUGCACCAUUCUGAAACGCAUCUUGACAACUGUGAUCCGCUUUCUUCCUUUGAUCCUUUUCAUCACGAAUAUUGCAUUUGUUUCCGUUUCCAUUGUUUCCUUCGUGGCUGCGCCCAACCCGCUGAGCUUGCUCGCGAUGAUUUCGACUAUUGUGAAUCUGCUUUCCUUCGUCUUCAACAGCGCCAUGCAGAUGCACAUGAAGGAAGUGACGCAGCAGUCUUUGGGCGAGAACUCCGAAGAAAAAGACAUGGAGCUUUUUGGCCUCAGGUGGGGGGAGUUGACUGCGGAAGAGGCCCUGGGAGGCGAAGACUUGAAGCAGCGGGAGCUGGAAGAGGAAGUGACCUCUUCUGCGGCGAAGACAGAAAGCAAACCACAGAAAGAAGAAACCAAAAGACCAACAGAGCCGUCUUCAGAGGCUCAGACGGCAGCUUCCUCUGAUGCAGAGGGAAAACAGCAGCAAAGCGCCGCGCAGCGAAAAGCUGCAGAGCCCGAAGCAGCAGCGCGGAGCGCAACAGCAGCAGCAGCAGAAGAAGCGAAAGCUGUGGGAAGCUCCGCUUCCCUGGCAACGGAAGAAAGCCAAACCUCCGGAGGUCAACGAGCUCCGACAACUUCGGAAAACGUGCGUCAGAUUAUGUUGAAACGCAUCAAGGAGAACAAAGCGCAGAUCAGUUUCGAGAAGGCGAAGGCCCAAUUCAAGAAAGCCAAGGCCGAAAAAGCAAAAGGAAAAAGAAGAGCGUGGAAACUGGCAAAGACCAGCGUCAGACUCACUGCAGAAGCUCUUAAUGUUGGACUUCACAAAGUGCUCGCGCGCUUCGGCAGAGCCUGGCAGUGGGCAAUGGAGGUUGGCCUCAGGAAGAUCAUCCGGCAUUUCCGCAUGCUGAAACUGUUCGGGGUUGUGGCAGCUUGGUUUGAAAAGGCAGAAACCUUUAUUCGUUGGUUUGGAGGCGAAGGAAAGUUUUACUUUGCCAUUUUCGACACUUUCAGGGGCUCUGCUUCCUUUUUAGUUCAGAAUGCAGACAAGAUUUCCGCCUUGGUCCGGGGCACGAUUCACUUUUCCGUGUCUGCACUGGACUCUACUCUCUUUCUCGCCAUGCUUUUAAACGCAAUCACCAAACCCGUUUAUGGCCUUUACUUUGCCUACCAAGGAAUGCUCGAAGAUAAGACAAGAGUGCAGGCGCUCGAAGAGUUUCAGUCCAACAAAAAGGCUCUAACGAACUUCUUGCUGGGCACUGCAGCCGUGCAAGCGCAAAUGGGGUAA
This is a messenger RNA of Eimeria tenella, 2673 nucleotides long. RefSeq lists its product as uncharacterized. NCBI's taxonomy places the organism in Eukaryota, Apicomplexa, Conoidasida, Eucoccidiorida, Eimeriidae. The transcript is spliced from 2 exons. The coding region runs from base 1 to 2673 and encodes 890 amino acids. The record is from RefSeq and is a predicted model, not a curated record.